AAAAGCCUUGCUGGUAUUUUCUGAAGCCGUCGCCCCCACCCCACCCUGGUCCUGUCUCGCUGUCGUCGCCUCUGUUUCCUGGUCUCGUAGCUUGGGAUUUACCGCGCGUCAGGUCAUUCCUGCGUGAAUCUGGAACCAACUGGCGUAGACGAUAGGCUGAGGUUAGUUUUGAGAGGUCUCAAAACUGUUGCAUUUCACCCGCAUGAAUCUGGAGCCAACUGGCGUAGAGCUGGCGAUAGGAAGGCUAUAGGCUGGCGAUAGACAUUUGAGAUUUUUUUUCUGAGAUACACAGCUGGCGUCAUGAUCUGUUUCUGGAAAGUUUCCAAGAACUAGUGUUGGCGUGUGGGAAAAAUGGAGCUAGGAGGGGGGAAUAAGGGCCAGAGGGGGACGGAGAGGAUGCGGAAAAAGACGCCGCCGCGCAGACCCGCGGAAAGCGCGGGAGCGCAGCGAUUGGCGCAGCGCUCCGCGGGGAUACAUGACCUUUAUGGGGCUCCGCAGUUGACGAAUGCCGCGGUGGAGUACGGUGGAGAGGAGCGGUACUCCGAGCAGCAGCCAAUAAGGGGAAUGGAUUUGUACGGUGGAGAUCCGCUGAGGGGAAUUGGACCAAUGGGGAGGGCGGAAGCGGGGAACGCUGCUCCGCCUCGGCGGUCCCGCAGCAUCUCCCCCGCCAUGGAGGGGAAUACGGCGCGCGGAUACGGGGAGCGCGUGGGGGGAAGUUUGGCGGCGAGUAUGGUGAUGGGGGAAGCUAAGAGCGACAAUCACGCAGAGAACAUGGGUCGGGGGAGAGGGGGUAUGGCGGAACCCGAUGCUAAUAAUGUGUCUACGUCGGGAUUUGAUAUGGUGCACGGAAGGGUGGGUGCUGACAUUGUGCGAGGAAGGUUGGGUACAGAUUUGGUUUCGGGAAAGGUGGGUGCUGACAUGGUUCACGGGAUGGUGUAUAGAAAAAUGGCGACUGAGAGAGCGAGAGGGAAGGAGGCGGAGCGGGGCCGGCAGCGGGACCUCGAAAGGGGGAUUUACCUCGGAGAUUUGGACAGAUCCGCGAUCGAAACUGCAUCAGAAAGGGUACAUUCGGGUGGUUUACCCUGGAAUAAUGCGGACCGAGCGCAUGAGCUGCUGGACAGGCCGCCUACAGGGUCUUUAGGGGUGGAGAGGAUGAGGCGGAGGGAGAAGGGGGCAGAAGCGAGGAGGGAAGCGGAGAGAGAGGGGGGGAGGGAGAGAGUGAGGGAUGGGGUCAGGUCAGGGGUAAGGGAGGAGACGGAUUAUAUGGGAGGAGAUUAUAAGGGAGGAAUUAAUAUGGAGGGGGGUGGUGAACAGUACCUGCGGAUGGCGACAUGUGAUUCGUCCAUACGACCUGGGAAGUACAGGGGUGGGAGGGUCCGGGGAGGGAGGGGUGGAGAGGGUGGCGAAUGGGAAGGUGACACGUCAGCUGGUAGGGAGGACGAGGAUGGAUCAGAAGAGGAGUAUGACGGGGAUGACGCGGAGAUAAGGACAAAAGCGGCCAGUUGGCAGCAGGACCAGCAGCAUCAGCAGAGCUACAGUGCUUCUUCUGCUGGUUACUCUGCGGCGUCGGUAUCUGCUCCCGCUUCUGCUCUAGCUUCUGCUCCUGCUUCUGCUGCCUCUUAUUCUGCCUCUGGCCCCCGGCGAAUGCAGCACUGCGCAACAGCAGGGGAGGCUCCAAGCAGGGAGAGGAGGAGAGGGAAGGUGGUGGGCGGUAUGAGGAGGGGAGGGGAGGGAGAGGAGGAUGAGGGGAUGGGCAGUGAUCAGCUGACGAGAAUAGCGGCUCAAAUGAUGGGGCUAGAGGGAGAGGAUGAGUUACGGGUAGGUUGGGGAGGAGGAGGAGGAGGAGAAGGAGGAGGGAGAGGAGAAGGAGGAGGCAGAGGAGAAUUGGCUGGUCAAUUUGCCCUGCCUCCAAGCCACGGCUCCCGACCCUCCUCCAUCCGGAAAGCACACUCAGCCUCGGCCAAGCCUGCCAAAUCCGGAGGCUCGGGACCAGGCUCGGCAGGAGGUUUGGCAGCAGGCUUGGGAGCAGGCGCACUGGGCGACGGUGUAGCUCUAGAGGAGUUGCUCCAGCUAGGGUUGAAGGAUUCGCGGCUAAGGGACUGGGCUGCUAGGUUCAAAGCAGGGCAGGCAGACAGGCAAGAGUUACAGCUACUGCUGCAGCAGCUUCAGGAGAGGCAAGGCUUAGAGGGAUUGACAGGAGGUUCUGCAGGGGGAGCAGAUGCGUCAAUGGGGACCCCAGAAGCAGUGUCUGCCGCUGCUGCUGCUGCAGCUGCUGCGGAAUCUGGGUCGGGUUUAGGGUUUGAUUUAGGGUUUGGAGGGGGAUCGAGGCCCAGGUCUUCCUCUAGGAGGCUCGCCAGCAGCGGCGGCGUCCGAAGCAGGCCAGCUUCGUCAUCGUACCACAACCGAACCCAGCGGGCCGGGCACGCCAGGUUUGGCAGCAGCAUUGGCUUGGGAACAGGUUUAGGCGGCCCAGCUUCGGGAGUAGAUUCGGGAGCGGCAGGCUCGGGAGACCUCUUGGAGGGGUCUGGUUCGGAAGGUGGUUCGGAUGCGGAAGAUUUUCUGACCUCGGUUCCCCCGUCGGCUCUUGACGUGCUGAAGGGCAGCGGCAGCGGGCAGGCGAAAAAUAAACCUCCGACAGGCGGGUGGAAAAGCCCGCUUUCUGGAGCAUCGGGAGCAUCGGGAGUUCCUGGAUCGUCUGUUCUUUCGGGAGCAUCGGCAGGUGUUUCCGCAGGGUCGGUUCUCUCAGGGGGGAAAAGAGGAGCAUCGGCUGCGUCGAUUCUGAGGCAUGGGAGCUGGGAGCAGCGAGAGUUUGCCCAGCUAGCUGAGCAGUUCGGACUGGCAGCAGAGGAAGGGGAGGGGCUAGAGGGAGGGAUGGGGAGGGGACGGGAGGUGGGAGGAGGCGGUGCAGUUGGGAAGUCGAUUGGGAGGAGUGGUUCGGAGGUAGGUUUAUCUGGAGAAGGUGGCACAGGUGGAGCGGGGGUAGGUUUACCUGGUGCAGGUGGGAAUUGGAUUGGGAGAAGUAGUUCUGUUCCUGAGGCAGGGCCAUCUGGGGGCACUGGGGGGAGUCCGGGGAGGGUUUGGGGUUUGGGGGACACACAGGGCGAGGCGGAGCGGGAAGAAGCAGUGAUCGAGGCAAGAGCUACUGCUGCUGGUGCUGCUGCUGGUGCUGGAGGCGGUGAUUUGUAUGCUGGGUGGGGUAGAGUAGGUGAACAAAGACGGGCCGACCUUUAUUCUGCAGACAAUGCUGCUGCUGCUGUUGCUGCUGCAACCGCUGCUGCCACUGAGGCAGCUGCUGCUGUGGCAAACAAUGCUGCUGCGCCUGCUGCUGGAGGCAGAGACCUCUAUGCUGCUCCAACAACCCCCCCACCACCACCAGUAUCACAACCAAACGCAUCCUCCCUCCCCAAAAAACCCCCCCAGCCAAAACUCCCCCUUCCCCGUGCCUUCUCAGCAGACAGGGCAGCCCCCCCCACCAGCAGGGCGUCCCAUGCCCCCAUCCCUCCCGCUCGACUCUCCACCAGUUUCACCGACGGGUUGGGAGCAGAGGGGGCGGCGGAGGGGGGAGGCGGAGGGGGAGGGGGGAGGGGCGAGGAGGGGGAAGCGGAGGGGCUGGCGCUGGAGAGGAAUCUGAGCCUCCCUUCACCGAGGCCUGUGCCGCAAGUGGAGGAAGCGUCGUUUGACCGCAACCUGUCACUGCACAACGUGAUCAAGAAGAAGAUCAGUAGUCAUGCUGGAGAGGUGGGACAGCAGUUCGCCCGGCUCUCCACUCUCCUAAAAAAGUCCUCAUCUGCUUCCAACGCGCCUGCAAGUGGGGGAAGCAGCGCGGGAGCAUCAGGGGGCAAGCGGCCACCCAAGCCAGCCAAAGCAGCCCCACCAGACAGACCAUCCAGCGGCAACCCUCUCGCCAGAACGUCAUCCAUGGCAGCAGAGUUUGGCGACCUGCCUGCUCCCAAGAGAACGCAUUACCAGUACUCUGAACUACAGCUGGCGACGGAGAAUUUUAGCGAGGCCAACGUGUUGGGGCAGGGCGGGUUUGGGAAGGUCUACUAUGGCGUGCUGCCGGUGCACCCCGCUCAGGUUGUAGCGGUGAAGCUGCUGAAGCAGGGAGGGGAGCAGGGCGACGAGGAGUUUGUGACCGAGCUGGAGCUGCUGAGCCGGCUGGAGCACAAGCACCUGGUGAAACUCAUGGGGUACUGCAUGCGGGGGGACCAGCGCCUGCUGGUGUACGAGUUCCUUCCCAACGGCAGUCUCGCCGACCACCUGCACGGCAGCAAGCUCAGGGAAAAUGGUCCCCUGUCGUGGGAGCGGCGGCUGAGAAUAGCCGUCGGAUCGGCGCGGGGCUUGAGGUACCUUCACUCGCAGCGGCCGCAGGUGCUGCACCGGGAUAUCAAAUCGCCCAACAUACUCGUUACCGACAAUUAUGUGGCCAAGGUGGCGGACUUUGGGUGUGCGAAGCUGAUCAAGCAGACGAUACUGGUAGAAGACCCCAACACUGGGGAGAUGGUGGAGACGUUGGGGGAGAAUGUGGAUGUGGCGAUGGGCACACACGGACACAUGGCCCCUGAGAUACUGAUGACUGGAGAGAUCAGCGCUGCCACCGAUGUGUACAGCUUUGGAGUGGUGCUGCUGGAAACCCUGAGCGGCCGGGUGCCUGUGUUUGAAGACGGGACGCUGCUCACACACUGGGCCACAUCGCUGCUCGAGGAAAAGAGGUGGGACGAGCUUUUAGACCCGGCCAUGCGGGCCGCAUUCACACCAGCAGAAGGGGCGGGAGGUGGAGGGGGGGGGCUGCCAGCUGGCACCGGUCCCAGUGCGGAUGCUUCUGCUGACGUGGCGCAGCCCAGAGUGGCUGCCACGUCAGCAUUUGCGCGGUGCGCUGAGCUGGCGGAAGCGUGCAUUCAGUUUGACCCGCUGAUGCGGCCGAAUAUGGAAGACGUGGCGCACACACUGCAGACAAUAUACUUAGAUAAGGAGAAUUCAUCUCUCUUCUCCACACCUUCCAAGCGCGGCGGCAGCAGCAGCAGCAUCCACAAUACCACUAGCACUGGUACCCCUAUAACGGACGGCAGCAGCACCAAUGAUUGCGGCAGCAGCAGCAUCAGCAGCAGCAGCACCAGUGCGAGACCACCCUCUGCCUCUUCCUCCCGUUCCCGAACCUCCUCCUCCCAUUCUCAACCCGCCUCCCGAACCUCUUCAGGCUCGGGAGACGAGGUUCGUGUUGCUCGAGGAAAGUCACAGGAAGGUGCCGGGGUUGAAAGACGAGCAAAUGGUGUAGAUAGGGGUGAUGCUAAUUUGAUUGGGACGGAUGGACAUGAGAGAGAAGAGAAGCAAGAGAAGGGGGAUAGGGGGGAGAGAGGGGAGAAUGGAGGGAAAAAGGAGAAGGGAGAGAGGCGGAAAGACAAGUGCAAGAGCGGGCCACUAGGAGCUCCAGCGAGGCGGAAAAAUGCGGACAAGAAGGGUGCAGACGAGGCAGGUAGACUACAUGAUGCGGAUUCGGAUAUCUGAACAUUUCGGAUCAAGGAUGUGCUACUAUUACUACCGUAAAAGGAUAAACUUUGUGCGCUGCAGAGCAAUGGAACAACGCCCUCUCCUCUGGAAAGCACAUUCUCCAUUUUUUUUGCCAACCCUUAAUUUUCAGGAUUGGGUUUUUUUAACCCUAACCUCUUCAGGGUUGUAUG
Molecule: messenger RNA, 5678 nt
Organism: Closterium sp. NIES-67
Lineage: Eukaryota; Viridiplantae; Streptophyta; Zygnematophyceae; Desmidiales; Closteriaceae
Source: the annotation of a GenBank genome assembly